Molecule: messenger RNA, 1534 nt
Organism: Didymella exigua CBS 183.55
Lineage: Eukaryota; Fungi; Ascomycota; Dothideomycetes; Pleosporales; Didymellaceae
Product: ATP-dependent RNA helicase eIF4A
Exons: 4
Coding region: 247-1437 (396 amino acids)
Molecular function (GO): RNA binding; ATP binding; RNA helicase activity
Source: RefSeq, a predicted model, not a curated record
GGCAAAACUUGGGUGUUGGAUGUCGCCCGCCCCAGUUCGGAUUGUACGCUAGCGGUAGCGCACUGUUACAAAGUCUUUUCAUUUUUUGCCCCGCCCAACUCUGCCCUCACCCACCAAACAACUUUUUCAAAUAUCACACAUAAAACGACAGCGGCUACCUUGCGGUCCCUCUGUCACUCCAACACAACCAGCACUUUCUACGACUACAGGCAACGCCAGUAGUCUUCCGCAAAAGCAACCGCAAUCAUGGCUGACAAGGGUCUUGAGGACGUGCCUGAGAGCCAGAUCGAGUCCAACUACGAUGAGACCACCGACUCCUUCGACAACAUGAACCUGAAGGCUGAGCUCCUCCGUGGUGUCUACGCCUACGGUUUUGAGCGCCCUUCUGCCAUCCAGCAGCGCGCCAUCAUGCCCGUCAUCAAGGGCCACGAUGUCAUCGCGCAGGCUCAGUCUGGUACGGGUAAAACCGCUACCUUCUCGAUCUCCACCCUCCAGAAGAUCGACUCCUCCGUCAAGGCCUGCCAGGCCCUCAUCCUCGCCCCCACCCGCGAGUUGGCCCAACAGAUCCAGAAGGUCGUCAUCGCCAUCGGUGACUUCAUGGACAUCUCGUGCCACGCCUGCAUUGGUGGUACCUCCGUCCGUGACGACAUGAAGGCCCUCCAGGACGGUCCCCAGGUCGUUGUCGGUACUCCCGGCCGUGUCCAAGACAUGAUCCAGCGCCGUGUCCUCAAGACCGACCACAUGAAGAUGUUCGUUCUCGACGAGGCUGACGAGAUGCUGUCCCGCGGUUUCACCGAGCAGAUCUACGACAUUUUCCAGCUUCUGCCCCAGUCCACCCAGGUCGUUCUCCUGUCUGCUACCAUGCCCCAGGACGUCCUCGAGGUUACCACCAAGUUCAUGCGCGACCCCAUCCGUAUCCUUGUCAAGAAGGACGAGCUUACCCUCGAAGGUAUCAAGCAGUUCUACAUUGCCGUCGAAAAGGAGGAUUGGAAGCUCGACACUCUCUCCGACUUGUACGAGACCGUCACCAUCACCCAGGCUGUCAUCUUCUGCAACACCCGCAGGAAGGUCGACUGGCUCACCGACAAGCUCACUGCCCGUGACUUCACCGUCUCCGCCAUGCACGGUGACAUGGACCAGGCACAGCGUGAUGUUAUCAUGAAGGAGUUCCGUUCCGGAUCUUCCCGCGUCCUCAUCGCCACUGACCUCCUCGCCCGUGGUAUCGAUGUCCAGCAGGUUUCUCUCGUCAUCAACUACGACCUUCCCGCCAACCGCGAGAACUACAUCCACCGCAUCGGUCGUGGUGGACGUUUCGGACGUAAGGGUGUUGCCAUCAACUUCGUCACCGCUGACGAUGUCCGCAUGAUGCGCGAGAUUGAGCAGUUCUACAGCACACAGAUCGAGGAGAUGCCCAUGAACGUGGCUGACCUCAUCUAAGCGGGUGUCCCCUGCGUUCCAAUCAUCGUCUCUUCUCAGCUAUAUAUCCUAGUGGUGCAGUUGGAAUAGAAGCGGUGGUGAUCUAAUUCAGGCACGC